This is a messenger RNA of Linum trigynum, 2090 nucleotides long. NCBI's taxonomy places the organism in Eukaryota, Viridiplantae, Streptophyta, Magnoliopsida, Malpighiales, Linaceae. The record is from the annotation of a GenBank genome assembly.
CUCAUCUGUUUAUCUAUUUUGCUGUUGUGUUGAUGUUCUGCGGUUGUGCUGUCAAUGCUGCUGUUGGCGCUGCUGCUGUAAUUUUGUGUGAGCUGCUGCGUUUGUUGUUGCUGAUUCUGAUGUACCGUUGCUGCUCUAGGUCUCUGUAGGAGGAUGUGGUGCUAUCUUCGGUUCCUUUUGUUUCUGAUUUGUAGCUAUUUUCUGUUUUAAUUGUUCUUAUUUUUAUUCUUGUUGUUUGUUUCUCCCUAGUGGUUGCUGUGACUGAUUACUUGUAAAGCCCUUUCUGGGCUGUAACCUUUUCUUUUUCCCGUUUCCGUUUAAUUAAUAAAUGAUUUCACCUUUACCAAAAAAAAAUAUAGUGUUUGUUCUCCUAUUGAUGUUCAAGUACGUUCCAGCAAAAUGGUGAUACUAAUUAUCCUUUUCUGUUGUUUUGCUAUAGUAUGAACUCUUCUCAGAUUUCCAAAUAGUGAGCUGUUGCUUGUCUUGCUGAGGGCCCGUUUAGAGUUUUAUUCUUGGUCCAAAUGUUUCUGUUUCACAGCAAAGCGGAUGAAGGAGGAAUUCAAGAAAUGAUGACAGAAAGAGAAGGCAGCGGAUUCACAGAGAGCUUGCUGAUAUGCGGUGUUGCUACCAGAGGAUAUGAAAGGAGCUCGUUCCAAAAGCACAGUGAAUCCAUAUUUCCAGCCAGCCACCGACGCCAUUUUUGCAGUUUUCCUUCUUGUUCCGACUCCGAGCCUUCCUUUCUUGGGUAAUGAAGGUAUGAACAAAAUGUGAAAUUCUUCAUCUAUAAACUAACCAAUAAAGACGAAUCCGGUCUGAGAUUGCAAAGUAGAUUUUGAUUUUGUCCCCUUUCUUCUCAGUUGAAUCUCAGCCACACGAUCCAUCUACCCUCCUCACACAUCAAACGUAUCAAUCAAUCCCGUUACCACCAUCAUCAUCAAUGACGUCUCUCAAUUCCAUUCAAUCCCCACUGCCCUUUCUGCUCGAUCUCGUUAAUAAAUUUUUGGUUCUUAUCUCCCCAACAAGAAUAAUAAUAACAAAUAAAAGAGCCCAUAAUUUCCCUCCUCUCUCUCACUCUUCCUACCGAAUCCCUAUACAUACGCAUUUCCAGACCCUGUUUCCUCUCCCCAAACAGAAAGCUCAAAAUCAGCUUCUGUAUUCUCCUUCUACUCUGUUUUCUUCCAUUCUUCUCGCAGCAGUUUGUUCUGCUCUAGCCAUGGCCAGUAACAACGGAGAUGUGAAACUGAUCGGCGCCUGGGCGAGCCCUUACGUAAUGAGGCCUAGAAUCGCUCUCAACGUCAAAUCCGUCGAGUACGAGUUCCUCCAGGAGCAGUUCGGGUCCAAGAGCGAGCUCCUCCUCAAAUCAAACCCUGUCCACAAGAAAAUCCCUGUCCUUCUGCACAACGGCAAACCCAUUUGCGAAUCCAGCAUCAUCGUCGAGUACAUCGACGAGGUUUGGUCCUCCGGCCCUUCCAUCCUCCCUUCCGACCCGUACGAUCGCGCCGUCGCCCGCUUCUGGGCUGCCUACCUCGACGAAAAGUGGUUCCCGAAUGUGAGAGCUGCGCCAAUGGCGGCGACGGAGGAGGCGAAGAACGCGGCGGUGGAACAGCUGAAAGAAGGGCUGGCGCUGCUGGAAGGAGCGUACGGGGAGAUCAGCAAAGGGGAGGAUUUCUUCGGCGGGGAGAAGAUUGGGUUUCUGGACAUUGCGUUUGGGAGCAUGUUGGGAUGGCUGAGAGCCGUGCAAGUGAUUCUCGGAGGAGUGAAGCUUCUCGAUGAGGAGAAGACUCCUGAUCUGUGUAAAUGGGCUGGGAAAUUUUCGGCUGAUCCUGCUGUGAAGGAUGUGCUGCCGGAGACUGAGAAGCUCCUCGAGUUUUCCAAGAUCCUUAUGGCCAAAAUGAAACCAGCCUCCUCCUCGUAGAUUGUUGGGUGGGUUUGUAAUUUUGAUGUUUGGUGAUGAAUCGAGAGACUGGGACUGUUGUAGUGGUUUGAUGAACUGAAGGAAAUAAGUGUUAAGAACACAUAGAAUGGGCACAUUUGUUUUGCUGAACUUCUAUUCGUCGCCCUAAGUUUUCAAAUAAAUCGCCCUAAACUUA